UGGUUCCCGACCCGAGGAGGGUGUGCCGCGGUAUAAGGCUGGCCGUUCCCCGGACGCCUCAAACCAUGAGCCUCUUGCCCCUGAACGGAAUGCAUCCUAUUUGCUCUUAGCGGUUGCUUGACUGCGUGCAAAUAACCGUCUGUUUUGCUGAGUUGCAACCAGCGCUCGCCAGUAUGCCCGCCAUCGCUUCCAGCCUGGAUAUCCGAGGGCCCGACCCGCCGCGUGAGACCAGUAAAGAUAACGCGGCCCCCAGUACAACCAACACGGUGGUUUGGAUCGUGGCCGCUGUCGUGGGCGGGCUCAUCGUUGUUGGGGGUGUAGUCGCCUUCGUUCUCAUCAAGUACACCAAACGCCGUCAGCUCAGGAGGGACCAGGAACUCCACCCGUACUUGACAAAAAGCGAGAUCAUCAAGAGGCGAAAGAUGGAGAACACCGACCCGUUCCUGGAAUUAGAGUCGCACAGGAAGCGUAUGAUCAACAAGUCGCUGGCGACGCGGUCUUCAUACUCUGCGGGAAGCGGGUUCUCCGCGAUGGCGGACCAGAUCGACCGCGAACUGGCCGAGAUGGAACGGCAGGAGACGACCAAGCUGAAGGACGACUGGAAGAAGUGGGAAGCCAAAGUGCGACAGGAACGAUCAGGCCGCCGGCACCCCGCAACCACUGCAGCCAGCGAAGCGCCCAUUCUCAGCAUCCCCACGCCCGCGAAACACAAGUCACCUAGUCAGACGCCGUCCACCAGCCCCCCGUCACCGCCCUCUGAACAACGCCCUCCAACUUGAACAAGCAGCUAAGGAGAAGGAUCAAGAGAGAACCGCGGGUCGAGAAAACCUAACCUAGGCCGCCCGACUCACCAAGCCGAGAAUGGAUGGCCCCCCGAUCGGCCUAGGAGCCAUGGGUUGCGGCGCAUUAAGGCCCAUCC
Chaetomium fimeti is the source of this 919-nucleotide messenger RNA. RefSeq lists its product as uncharacterized. Lineage: Eukaryota; Fungi; Ascomycota; Sordariomycetes; Sordariales; Chaetomiaceae. Bases 174 to 779 code for a protein of 201 amino acids. The record is from RefSeq and is a predicted model, not a curated record. The transcript has a single exon.